CUCCAACCCUGUCCCUGGCACGUUUUCUGAUUCACUAUCACGACUUUUUCUAGCUCUGCAGAGCUUUUCUCUCUAAUAGCUCUCCAUCUUUGUAAUUAAGGGCUCGAAACAAGCAACGAGGGGAAAGCCAAAAAAAGGGAAAGAAAACAAAAACACUCUUGCACAUCACAGAAGCAUACAGAGGCACGGAAACCUCUUCAUAAUCAACGAGAGACAUCGUCAUGACUGCUGCACCUCCGGUGCCUCACGCUGUCCCUGAGGGCCUCAAUGGGGCUCCCGGUCAUCUCGCUCACAGUCUGCCUCGGUAUCAAGCUAUCGCCAUGAAUCCCAAUCCGCCUACUCAUCCACCAAUGCCCCCGCCAGACCAAAUGGUUCAAAAUCAUCACUUUCGUCACUAUCCACCGCCAUCUUUGCACGACCCUCAUGCCGGUCCGCCUCCCCCACCACCACCAGCGGCCUUGUCGUCUCUAGAUCAGAUCGAAGCUCGCUUGCGUCAAUUGGAACACGAGGAAAUGAACCGGAUGGCAGCUCGGCAUCACCUCCUUGCAGUGCGCAAGCGUGAAGAUGAGGAAUUCCGGAGAAUGACUGAGAGCGCCGAGGCUGAGGAGGAGGAUCUCCGAAGACAACGCAAGAGGAUUAAGAGGGAGUCGAUGGGCCUUGGACCGAACCAGACAAUGGACUCGCCGCCGAUGCGGCCAACACCACCACGCCGAUUGUCCGAGACGAGUGCGGCUACGACUUUGGCAUUUUUCAAGCAGCAGAGUCCUCCAGAGCCUCGUCAAACACCGUUACCACCUGUAUCACGCACACCACAACCUCCACCUAUGCCUCAAUCUAUGCCUCAACCUACUCAUAUGCAUCCUCAACCUCAUCACGCUCCUCCACCUCCACCUCCACCUCCCCAAGCUCAGCACCCACAACAUCCGCAUGCCCACCAACAUCAACACCAGCACCAACACCAGCACCAACAUCAACACCAACAUCAGCAUCAGCAUCCAACUAACCCCCACGAUGCAAUCAACGGCGCAGGAUCCAUCCGGCGCAAACAAAAGUACACAAUCAAGAACGUCGAGGCAUGGGGCGAACGUCACGGCCGCCCAGCAGCACACGAUCCUUCCGGCCGCGCUCUAUGGAAGCGUCCUUCAGACGGGAGUCUGGUCUAUUUAACUUGCCCGAUCCCUGGCUGCGGAAAAUCCGACUUUGUCACGCUGCACGGCUUCAUGUGCCACUUGACGAAGAAGCACAAGGACCGCACGCUGGGCAGCCAAUCGCGCGCGCUCGAGAUGUGCGGUCUCGUCUACGACCCGAAUUCGCCUUUGCCUCCAGUGCAGGCUUCUCAUCGCGGUUCGAUGGAAGAUAGCCCAAUGGACGGGGGCCACGAUGACGAAGGCCAUGACCCCGAGCUCGACUCCGAGCCUGAGGAUAGCGAAGAGCCCCGCGACGAAAUCUAUCGAGUCAAGACCGAGGUGUCAGAACGGUCUCUUCAUGACCCAGAAGAUACACCCGUCUCGCAAGAUGCCUCGCCUAUACCGUCUAAACCAGUCAUGAACGCCUCGAUCAAGCAAUCGAUCUCGUCCAUCAUCGACCGUACCCCAGAAUCCGAGCCCCGGGAAGCAUUGGCGUCAUUGACACCUUCUGAACCUAUCUCGCAAGGCCCAACGCUCGCCUCCAUGGAACAGUCUAUUCCUGCAAAGCGGAAAUACGAGUACUCGCCCGAGAAGGAGAAUGCAGAGCCGAAGGAGGGCUCUGCGACGGAGUAGAGCUUGUUUUAUUUUUUUGUUAAUAUCGAUAUCCAUCGGCAGUACAGUUGAAUCUGUUGAUUUCAUAUCACAUUUUGUUCUGUCCAGGCUGUACAGUCUAUUCGAAACUAAUAAGGCCUCUCUCGAAGAGAAGCCUGUCACAUCUACCCAACCACUCCUAUUUUCAUUCUCAAUCAUCUUCAGCAUGUCGUUUGUAUUGUUCAUAUCAAACAGUCCAUCAUUGCAUUGAUCUCGAUGUCGUUCUUUCUUCUUUCAAUACCCUUUUCUUGCCUUGUUCUUUCAUUUUGUUUUCAUUAUCAUAUCCUUAUAUUUCGUGUCUCCGUGCCCCUCGCAGGGACUCGUGUCUUAUCUUUCAAGCCCUUUUCUUGGACCCUUUACUUCUGGUUGAUAAUAAUGUCUUCGACGCUGUUUGUCUACUGGCGUGUUGCAUUCGCAUUCGCAUGUCUUGGGGUGUUAGAUUAGUGGAUCGUGGAUCUCACCCUUUCAUUUGUCCAUAUCUAAUUGCAUGCUGAGCUUACUUGUGAAUGAUAUACGAG
Molecule: messenger RNA, 2296 nt
Organism: Penicillium subrubescens
Lineage: Eukaryota; Fungi; Ascomycota; Eurotiomycetes; Eurotiales; Aspergillaceae
Exons: 2
Coding region: 222-1760 (512 amino acids)
Source: RefSeq, a predicted model, not a curated record